Molecule: messenger RNA, 474 nt
Organism: Staurois parvus
Lineage: Eukaryota; Metazoa; Chordata; Amphibia; Anura; Ranidae
Source: the annotation of a GenBank genome assembly
AUGAUUGGUAAAGAUGCCUCUACACAAAGCCUUGGCAUUAUCCCUUGUGCAAUCUCUUGGCUUUUCAAGCUAAUCAAUGAGCGGAGAGAAAAGACCGGCACUCGCUUCUCAGUCCGAGUAUCUGCUGUGGAAAUCUAUGGCAAGGACGAAAACCUUAAAGAUCUGUUAGCUGAAGUAGCCACUGGUAGCCUUCAAGAUGGUCAAUCCCCAGGAGUCUAUCUCCGAGAAGAUCCAAUAUGCGGCACUCAGCUUCAAAACCAGAGUGAGCUGAGAGCCCCCGCAGCAGAGAAAGCCGCUCACUUUCUCGAUGCAGCCCUAGCGGCAAGAAGUACCAGUAAGCCAGAUUGUGAUGAAGAAGAUAGAAGGAAUUCUCAUAUGCUUUUUACUCUUCACAUAUACCAGUAUAGGAUGGAGAAGAGUGGAAAAGGAGGAAUGUCUGGAGGACGCAGCCGUUUGCACCUUAUUGACCUUGGU